UUAGAUAUUUUAAGUGGCGGAGAGUGAGUGGUGGACAAAUCUUAUUUUGAUUCUGACUUUGGUUACGUUAAUAGAGUCACGGACAUAUAUGCUUUUGAUAUAUUAUUAAUUCUUAUAAUGAUAAAGAUGCAAAUAAUGGCGUGACAUUGAAUAGACGGAUUAAUUCCUUGCCACCUCUGAGAAGUGAAAACCAAGGCAAGAUGGUCUCACAUACAGUUGAACUUCUGAAGAGUGAGAUUCCUCUGGAACAGGAGUCAGUGGUUUUAACUGAAGACACUCUAAAUGGUCUUGUUCUUGUUGAUAUCAUAAAUGGCUUCUGCACAGUUGGUGCUGGAAAUCUGGCACCAAGGGAGUCCAAUAGACAGAUUUCAGAAAUGAUCAAUGAAUCAGAAAAGCUAGCUAGACAAUUCUGUGAGAAGAAAUUACCAAUUAUGGCUUUCCUUGAUUCUCACCAACCUAACAAGCCAGAGGACCCUUAUCCUCCUCACUGUAUUGUUGGGACUGAUGAAUCAAAUCUAGUUCCAGCAUUGAGAUGGCUAGAGAAUGAAACCAAUGUGACAAUAAGACGUAAGGAUUGUUUUGAUGGAUAUAUUGGCUCAAUAGAAGAAGAUGGUUCAAAUGUUUUUGUAGAUUGGGUGAAGAAGAAUAAAAUCAAAACUUUGGUGGUGGUAGGUGUAUGCACAGAUAUAUGUGUUCUGGAUUUUGUAUCCACUACAAUGUCAGCUAAAAGCCGUGGUUUUCUCAAGCCUCUAGAAAAUGUUGUGGUCUAUUCACAUGCCUGUGCUACCUUCGAUGUCCCUUUUGAGGUAGCCACAAAUAUCAAGGGAGCUUUAGCCCAUCCUCAGGAGUUUAUGCAUCAUGUGGGUCUGUAUAUGGCCAAAGAACGGGGAGCCAAGAUAGCAAAAGAAGUGUUGUUUGGUGCAGCAGAGAAAGCAUAAACCUAAACCUUUUGUGUGUUGUGUGACCCUUCCAAUAAAACACUCUAAGAUAGCUUAUUAAGGUUUGGUUGAUCUAAAUAAGUAGCAAAUGGUGUUGUAGGUGACAUAUAAUCAUCAUAUGUAAAAUAUAAGCAGUAAAAUCAAUAAAACUAAUGCUAUGGUGUAUGCUUUGAAUGGGUCCGUAGGAAAUAAAUAUAUGGAAUUUGUGACAAA
This is a messenger RNA of Cicer arietinum (chickpea), 1151 nucleotides long. Its product is annotated as nicotinamidase 1-like. NCBI's taxonomy places the organism in Eukaryota, Viridiplantae, Streptophyta, Magnoliopsida, Fabales, Fabaceae. Gene Ontology annotation, biological process: pyridine nucleotide salvage. Gene Ontology annotation, molecular function: nicotinamidase activity. The record is from RefSeq and is a predicted model, not a curated record.